UUUUGGUAGAGGCCCCACGGAUUCGAUCGUGCGUCAGUGGGAUCAUCGUUAUCGCCACGUGGGCAGGGAUUAGGGUUCUUGGGCACGGAGAUUAGGGUUUAAGGGGGUUUUGUUUGCGAUUGUCAGUCCCCACCGGCGCCAUCAUCCAAUUCGUCGCUACGCAUCGCUCUCGGCUGUGGCAGGAUUUGGAUGGAUCGCUGCCAGCAGCUGUGAGCCUGCGAGUGAGGAGAAAGAGGAAGUGAGAUGCACGGCACGGGCACAAUGAGGUAGGCUUGCAAUUGGUUUCCUGGAAGCUUUUUUGUCCGGGCCUCGGAAUUCUUUCCUUGUCUUCGCUGGCGGAGAUUAUUUAUUUUUUCUCAGAGAGAAAAAAAAAACCUAUGUGAGCAGCAUUAAGCUGUCACGAGGCUGGGAUGCUGCGCGUCGUGAACACGAACGUGUUUUUCGUCCCAGGGAUUGCUUUGGCGAUAAACCCGAAAGAUUUCAGCACGAAACGAGUUUUCUGUCUUGUACUGCAGCCUUUGAUUUCACGAAGUGUCGUGUACCAUCUUCUGAUUGCUUUGGAAGAUAAGUUUGGAUCCAGAUGCCCGAAGAACAAAAUAAAAAUUACAGCGUUUGAUUUCACGACGCUUUCCUGUGUCGUAUACCAUCGUCCGCGUGCUUUGGAGAAACCAGAUGCUCGAAAACCAUUGAAGAACUAUAGAAACCACAGUGUCGAAAGCGUCGAUUCCUGGGGAACCAAAGAAAAGGAAAUCAAAGCUGAUGCUGCCAGGCUCUCCGUGGCAAUGCUCAUCAAAAUGAAUUAAAAAGGACGCGAUCGCAAGCAAGGAAUUCAAGGGAGCAUGUACCACUCUCUGUGAUCGUCCAACCACGAAGUGGCACGAUGGCCACCGCCACGUCCGUUAAAAAAUUUCUUUCUCUUUGUUUGGCCAUUGUUUUCCCUUUAUCAAACGUCCUUGUUCU
This is a messenger RNA of Selaginella moellendorffii, 960 nucleotides long. RefSeq lists its product as uncharacterized. The record is from RefSeq and is a predicted model, not a curated record. Bases 411 to 803 code for a protein of 130 amino acids. NCBI's taxonomy places the organism in Eukaryota, Viridiplantae, Streptophyta, Lycopodiopsida, Selaginellales, Selaginellaceae. The transcript is spliced from 4 exons.